Molecule: messenger RNA, 492 nt
Organism: Ostreobium quekettii
Lineage: Eukaryota; Viridiplantae; Chlorophyta; Ulvophyceae; Bryopsidales; Ostreobiaceae
Source: the annotation of a GenBank genome assembly
AUGGAUUAUUUGAAGGAGGGAAAGAAAAUGCAGAAGUAUGACUGGUUGGUACUAUUUCCUGGCCUUUUGCUCCUUGAUGUCGAAAUCAUCAAACAUCUCCCAUGGGGGGCAGAUCUCAAAGUUGAUGGCAAGAAAAUGGUAGACAAUGAUGGGAUGCCACACAAGUAUUUUACCUGGGUGGCCUACAUUGCUGUUAUGUUGGAAGACUUGCCGCAAGUUGUCCUUCAAGUUGCUUUUGUUGUUGUCAUUGAAGAGGAUGAUGGAUGGGCAAUUACUGCGGCAAUGGCGUCUUUGACACUAUCAAUGGCAGAUGUCCUGGUGAAGCUGGUAUUUCCUCCUUUCAUUAAACGUUUGACGAAGCACUCGCGUAGUUGCUUGAGACGCGUGAAUGCAAUGGACAGGACGGGGCUUUGUGGACAACUGUGUCCUCAACACUCAAUGGCUGAAAGAGGAGAGACAAGUGAGGACGUUGAGCACCCUGAGAAUCAAUGA